AUGGAGCAGGUGGUCGCUGCACCCACUGAGGAGGGCGAGCGCCUUGAGGCGCCGGCUUCGUGCCACGACGAGGCGUGGGAAAAAGUGCGGGUCGUCAGUGCCAUGGAGUUCUACAACCUCCUCAUAUCCCUUCGGUAUGCGGUGGUGGACCUGCGGGCAAGGGCCGAGUGGGAGGAGGGUCCCCGCAUGGACAUGGCCCAGCCCUACUGGCCGCACCACCACCACCACCACUUGGCGGAGGGCGGGAGCUGGCAGGACGCCUGGGGCUUCGAGAGCCAGGAGCGGGUCAUGGACAUGUUCGGCGGCGGCAGUUCCUCCUCCUCGUCUUCGUCUUCGGUCACCACCGCAGCCAAGCCGCCUCCCGCACUUAUGACAAGUGCGAUAUGCGUUAAGCAGGAGAAGAAGGAAGGGGCCAAGGAGGGCAAGAAGGUGCCGAUGGCCGACACCAACGUCGUGGCCCUGUCGCUCGGCGUGCUCGCCCAGGAGCCCACGCUCAUGACCGGCGAGGCCGUGUUUUGUGAAGAGUGCAAGGCCGCGCUGUCGGCCCUCAGCACCCUGCAGACCGCCGACUCAACCAACGCCGGCGACGAAGACGCCGAGGCGGGGCAGAAGUGGCAGUGCGAGUUUUGCGGCCACGUCAACGAGGACCUGCACCUGGAGGAGGAGGAGAUCCCGACCGCCAACACCGUCGACUACAUGCUCGCCCCGCCCUCCCUGGUCGAAGAAGGCGAAGGGCUCAUCGUCUUCUGCAUGGACAUCAGCGGAUCCAUGUGCGUCUCCACCGAAGUACCAGCGCUCCAGAACGAAUGGAAGGCCCUCCGACAGGGCGGCGGCAAGUCGAAGGAAGAGAAGAACAAGGAGAUCAACGCGUCGUUCAAUGCCGAGAACUCGUACCAGUACAUGCCGCGGGAGAACCGCAACGCGUCGUAUAUCUCGCGGCUCGAGUGCAUGCAGGCCGCUGUCGACACCCAGCUCCAGCGGCUCAAGGUCCAGAGCCCCAACAAGAAGGUGGUCCUCAUCACCUUCAACAACGAGGUCACGAUUGUGGGCGACGGGUCGAGCGGGGGCAAGGUGGUGACGGGCGACCGACUGGGCGAGUUCGACGAUCUGCUCAAGGUGGGCCACGACCUGGACACCAAGGCCCUGCGCCCCAUUGCUGAGUCCCUCGACGAUGUCUCCCAGAAGGUCGCCCAACUCCAAGAGAAUGGAGCGACGGCGUUGGGUCCGGCGCUGCUGCUGGCGGUGGCCAUUGCGUCGCACAGCCGGCGCUCGGAGGUGGUGGUGUGCACCGACGGCCUGAGCAACGUGGGCGUGGGCUCGCUCGAGGGCGCCGAGAAGGAGCGGGGCGCCGAUAAGUAUUGA
Messenger RNA from Acanthamoeba castellanii str. Neff, 1362 nucleotides. RefSeq lists its product as uncharacterized. Gene Ontology annotation, molecular function: SNARE binding; zinc ion binding. Bases 1 to 1362 code for a protein of 453 amino acids. Lineage: Eukaryota; Discosea; Longamoebia; Acanthamoebidae. Gene Ontology annotation, biological process: endoplasmic reticulum to Golgi vesicle-mediated transport; intracellular protein transport; COPII-coated vesicle cargo loading. Gene Ontology annotation, cellular component: endoplasmic reticulum exit site; COPII vesicle coat. The transcript is spliced from 10 exons. The record is from RefSeq and is a predicted model, not a curated record.